UUAGAAACUUUAGGGUUCCGUUCCCUCUGCGAGCCUUCCUCUGUGCGAAUCUCCGAAACCAAAACCCUAAUUUUUCCGAUCGGAGUCUUAAUCAGUGGCUCCAAAUCCGCAAUUACUAUCGUAUCGGUAGACGAGGAGAAGAAGAUGGGGCUUAUAAGGAGGAGCUUCUCGUUCAUCGCGGGCACCGUAUUCGGGAUCUACGUCGCCCAGAACUACAACGUCCCCAACCUCAAAAAGAUCGCCGAUUCCACCUUCUCUACGGCCAAGCAAGUGGAGGAGAAGUAUCGCAAGCCCAGGACCCGGCACGAUGACUGACAGAUUUCCACCGUCCUUUAAUACUUCUUUUUUGUUUUUCUUUUCUGGGAUUUGGGGUAAAGGGUUUGAUUAUAAAGUCACCAUUUUAAUUUUUUCAUUUGAUUCAAUUCGAAUUCUGUAUUUUCGGUUUUAAUGAGAUCAAUGUCAGUCCAGGUACUCGGAACCCUAGUUUCGUCAAAAGUUUGUUACUUGAGAAACAAGGAAUCUAG
Molecule: messenger RNA, 524 nt
Organism: Tarenaya hassleriana
Lineage: Eukaryota; Viridiplantae; Streptophyta; Magnoliopsida; Brassicales; Cleomaceae
Exons: 1
Coding region: 145-315 (56 amino acids)
Source: RefSeq, a predicted model, not a curated record